AUGGGCAACCGGUUAGCUUGUUGUCGCCAAACAUGGAUAGAAUUUCAUGAUGAAAGUGAAGAAGACUGCAAGAAUCACCCAUUACCCCGAGUUUUUGGUCACCAGAAUAAUGGUGCUGAUUUCUCUGAAGAGGAUAGUGGAUUCAAAAUUGAAAAUCGUGAACCCUGUGUCAGUUGUACACUUAUUAGCGUACCUGAGAAACCUUCUGUUGCAUAUAAUUUAACACAACACAUAAGUGAACGGGAACCAGAAGAUGUCGAGUUUGACCCAUCACUUAAUGCCUCACAACAUACACUGUUCCUUUCCGGCAUUACACCUGAAUAUCAAAUAGUAGGAUUUUCCAGGGACCUGACGCCCAAGUCUAGGAAAGGGGCUCCUACAACCCUUUCUUUUAAACGGUGGAGUUCUUGCAGUACUAUAUAUGUUGGGGAUGGCUAUCUGGCUCGUCCUGAUGUGAAUGACAUUGUAUGUAGCGUGUCAGUGGCUAUUCAACUUCUUAUGUGCAGUGAUCUAAACAAACAUUUUUCAAAGCUGUUACAUAAACCGGGUGUAAAUUCAUGUCCUGACUUCCUGCAGGAUAUGUAUGAAGAGGUGUAUAGAAGUUUUGAUGAACGAGUCUACCCCAUUGAGCACCUCGUGUAUGAUGAAGAUGCAAAUACCAAUACUAUAAAUGAUUGGAAAUCUUCAACAGCCUAUCAUAUUCGACAGUUUCUGCGUCGUCUUUUCAGCACAGCUCUAUUGGGACCCGAAUGUGCUAUUGUAGCCCUUAUAUUUCUUGAACGACUUAUACUUGGAGCCGAAGUGGCUAUGACAUCAUGGACAUGGCGUCGUCAACUUUUAGCUUGUGUUCUUCUUGCUAGCAAAGUUUUAGAUGAUCAGGCUGUAUGGAAUAUUGACUAUUGCCAAAUUCUCCGGGAUAUCCAUGUUGAGGAUCUGAAUGCUUUGGAACGACACACAUUAAGACUAUUACGGUUUAAUAUCAAUGUACCAUUUGGAGUAUAUGCCAGAUAUUAUUUUGACUUGUUAACCGUUGGGGAGAGCGCUGGAGUCGCAAAUCAAGCUGUUAAACGAAAACGCUUAACUCCUGAAAGAGCACGCAACUUUCGAAUAUUACCUACUAAUUUGGAAAUAUGUACAUCGGACAAAACAUUAUUAGAUAGAGGAUUUCUUUUUGACUUACCUUCUUUCACAAAAUCAGAAGUAUUGUGCAAUAAGAAAGAGGAACAAAAGCGUAUUACUAUUCAGAAAUCAACAGAAGUUAAAUGCUACAAAGACGGUAAUCAUAAAAAGUUCAUUAAAACUCCUUUUUUAAGUCGAAAUCAGGCAACUAACCAUGAAAUUAACUUGUCCAACCCAAAGUUUGAUCUUAUGCUUGAUCAUGUAACAGUUCCUGUUGAUAUUAAUUAUCAGUCUUUCAAUAAUGUAAUUUCCGAUGAAUCGAUGGUUCCAAUCCACCUAGAUGAAGAAACCGAUUUUGUAAAUUCUACUCCCCCAACUUUUUCAAAGUUAAGAGAUUUUACUUGUCAGUCGAAACAAUCAAAGACAAAGUAUUCUUACACAGACCAAGAGCCUUCUAACCAGUUUCAUCCUUUAUUAUUAUCAUCAUCUUUGGAUUAUCAAAAAGAAACAGUUCCUUGCACGAAGCUUCUGAUCAACUCCUCCUGUAAGCCUUUCCAAACGUCAGCUUGUGUUCGGAAUUUUAAUCCACCUUGUUCCUUAAAUGAAGCAACAGGUGUAGAUCCCAAUAAUGUAACCGAUUCUCGUAUGGGAACAGAGUUCAUGCGAUCUCUUAUGGGUGGCGAUGUAGCUUAUUCCUUAUUACGCGAUUCUGGAUUAUAUUGA
Messenger RNA from Schistosoma intercalatum, 1842 nucleotides. NCBI's taxonomy places the organism in Eukaryota, Metazoa, Platyhelminthes, Trematoda, Strigeidida, Schistosomatidae. The record is from the annotation of a GenBank genome assembly.